AUGUCGUCUUUUGACAUAUUGUCUCUGAAAGAAGCGGCGUUAGUUUAUUUAGACAGGAGUGGAGGUCUUGAAGAGCUCUGUGAAGCCUGUAGAGUGUAUGAAGGACAACAGCAAGAUGAAGCUGUGUACACAUUUUGUAUAAGUAUAAAUCCGACUGAUGUCAUUGAGGUGGAUUCAGAGCUGGGCGAUAUUGUUCUUCAUGAUCCUUUAAAGGCAACUAAAGUGUUUCAGUCUGUCUGCUACCUUGCUAUUAAGACACUUGAGUUGUUGGAUAAAAUCCACACCGAAAGUCAGAUAAAUAUUAUACUCAAAUUUACUCACCUUCCUCCCUUCCCUGAAUACACUCUGGAUCUUUGUGCAUUCCCCCGUGCAAAUGUCCUUUUAAAGCCAGUCUUUGUGGAGGGUCUUGUCAUUGCCUUGACCAGGGUCACCAAGUACACCCAAGGGGCCCGGUUCCUCUGCAUGAAUGAGGACUGCACCUGCUCCUCUGGGUACCAAAACAUACGAGUUCACACUCCAGGGGCUACAGAGUUUGCAACAGUCAGAAAUGAUUUUAGCUGCAAAGUCUGCAAUUCCCAGAUGAAAGAAGAUAUGAAGCUCAGAGUAUUGGGAGACAAACAGCUGGUGAAGCUGAUUCCUUAUCAGGCACUUGAUCUUCUUAGGGGACACCAGAAAGCCUCGCUAAAAUACCAGUCAGUCACCCUUUUUCUCAGAGACGAGCUGUGUAACUCUAUGGGAAUUGGUCAAACAUACAAAGUACUAGGGAUUCCUGCACAUGUGCAUCAGUGGCCUCACGUCACCUGGAGUAUUGAGGCAAACAACAUCCAGCCGUGGGAGCCUGAGUGUUCAUCUAAAGUGAGUGCUACUUUCCUGGAGCUACUCAGGAACACAGUUGGCUCACCAUGGAGAUUUUCUGCCAUUGCUGCUCACUGUUUUGGGUUAGAGAUUGCUCCACCAGGCUUCUAUAACUCCUUAAAGCUCUGCCUGUUGCUCAGUUUAGUGCAAACUGCCACUGAUUCAAAGGAAAUGUUUCAUAGUCUGGAUAUUCUUGUUUGCAACAAUGAAUCUCUAAUAUUGGACAGGCUCCUGACAUACAGCUUAAGCUUGGCUCAGAGAGGGAUCAGGCAUCAGUCUUCAACAGAAAUGUUUGCAUCUUUAUCACGAGAUGAACACGGAGCAGGCACAGCUAACAUCCACGCUGGCUCAGCUCUGCUGGCCACAGGGGGCAUCUGCAUGUUAGGAGAUCUAGGCUGCUACAAAAAGGACAAACUGGAGGCCAUUCAGACUGUGUUGGAGGGCCGGACAGUGUCUGUAUUCAUUCCUGCUAAAAAGUAUGGAGAGGAUGUAGACCAGCAGCUUUCCUUCCCUCUACACUGCAGCUUCUGGGCACUGAUCGACAUUGCAGAUCAUUCUCAUCGGUCCAACAGGACAGAAUGUGCAGCUCUUGGAACAGCAGAUUUAGGCCCAAUACAGAUAAAACUGGCAGAUGCAUUUGGAUUGCUCCUUCAGUGCAGAGAUGUGGGAGCCACAGGCCUUUUUCACACCACUCACAUUCUUCAACAGGCUGUUCAAUCAGGAGCAGGUCUCUAUUCCUGCACCUUCUCCACUCAGGAUUACCAAGAGCUUGUAGCCCAGGCCCGUCUGCUGCAAGUUGAACUCAGUUCAGGUGCAGAGAAGAUAAUUCAUGGAUAUUACAUGGCAAGUCGAAGACUACGAACUCAGUCUCAGGGUGUGAAAAUGUCUGUAGGCUCAAUAAAACUAUUAAUCUCCUUAGCAGAGGCCCACUGCAAGCUGUCCCUCCGGACUCAGGUGCUGGAGGAAGAUGCAGUCAUUGCAGUGCUGCUGUGUGAAAGCUCAGUCUCACUAAAACAUGGAACAUCUCCCCUGGUUCUUCCUCCGGACGCAGCGUUUCCUUGCGAUAUGUCUGAUGUCGACAGUCUGCACCGGAGAGACUUGAUCCUGGAUCAGCUGCACCAGGACAUACUGCGGUUCAUCUACGCGUACGCUCCAGGUGCCGACUCCUACAUCACAGAGGAGUAA
Molecule: messenger RNA, 2040 nt
Organism: Knipowitschia caucasica
Lineage: Eukaryota; Metazoa; Chordata; Actinopteri; Gobiiformes; Gobiidae
Source: the annotation of a GenBank genome assembly